This is a messenger RNA of Monomorium pharaonis (pharaoh ant), 3450 nucleotides long. RefSeq names its product glutamate [NMDA] receptor subunit 1 (gene Nmdar1). The transcript is spliced from 16 exons. NCBI's taxonomy places the organism in Eukaryota, Metazoa, Arthropoda, Insecta, Hymenoptera, Formicidae. Gene Ontology annotation, biological process: ionotropic glutamate receptor signaling pathway; chemical synaptic transmission; monoatomic ion transport. The record is from RefSeq and is a predicted model, not a curated record. Bases 1 to 2892 code for a protein of 963 amino acids. Gene Ontology annotation, molecular function: NMDA glutamate receptor activity. Gene Ontology annotation, cellular component: plasma membrane; synapse; NMDA selective glutamate receptor complex.
AUGACGAGAUUACGGUUAAAGACCGUGCUGUCACUCAUCUUCAUUAUUUUGCACAAUGCUCCGCGUUUAGGACUUGUUCUCGCCAGAACGAUGACUUAUAACAAUCCAAGGUUCUUCAAUAUCGGCGGGGUCCUUUCCAAUACGAAUAGCAAAGAGCAUUUCCAGAAAACAAUCGACCAUCUCAAUUUUGAUUUUCAAUACGUCAAUAAAGGGGUGACGUACAAGCAUACGGUAAUCGAGAUGGACUCCAAUCCUAUCAGAACUGCAUUGAGCGUUUGCAGAUCUUUGAUAGCCGAACAGGUAUACGCAGUGGUGGUGUCGCAUCCGCUUACAGGCGACUUGUCGCCGGCGGCGGUUUCCUAUACGAGCGGCUUUUAUCACAUCCCUGUGAUCGGCAUAUCGUCCAGGGACUCCGCCUUCUCGGAUAAAAAUAUCCAUGUGUCAUUUUUGCGCACUGUACCACCGUAUUCCCAUCAAGCGGAUGUCUGGGUGGAACUGCUGAAACACUUCAAUUACAUGAAGAUUAUCUUCAUCCAUAGCUCCGACACGGACGGCCGCGCGCUCCUCGGACGUUUCCAGACGACGUCGCAGAAUUUGGAAGAUGAUGUAGAGAUAAAAGUGCAGGUUGAAUCAGUUAUCGAAUUCGAACCGGGAUUACACAAUUUCGAGGAGCAAUUGAGGGACAUGAAGGGCGCACAGGCGAGAGUCUACCUCAUGUAUGCUUCGAAAAAGGAUGCAGAGGUGAUCUUCAACGACGCUGCCAAUCUGAACAUGACCGGCGCCGGUUACGUAUGGAUUGUCACCGAACAGGCAUUGGAUGCGUCAAACGCGCCGGACGGUUUGCUGGGAUUGAAGCUGAUCAACGCUACCCAGGAAAACUCGCAUAUAACCGACAGCCUAUACGUCCUCGUGUCCGCGUUGCGAGCGAUGAAUCAGACGGAGAAGAUCACGGAGGCGCCAAAAGAUUGCAGCGAUUCAGGUUCCAUAUGGGAAACCGGCAAGAGUCUUUUCCAGUAUAUUCGCAGGCAAGUGUUGCCGCAUGGUUUAACAGGUCGAGUGGCAUUUGAUGAUAACGGAGAUCGCAUAUUCGCCGAGUAUGACAUAAUCAACAUCCAGUACACAGGUCUGGACAACAACAAGGCGCAGGUGUCCGUCGGCCAGUACUUUUAUCCUGCUAAUGGCACCAAGAUGAAGCUGCGAGCGAACGAAUCCAAUAUCAUAUGGCCAGGUCGUUUAAAGAUCAAACCGGAAGGCUUUAUGAUACCCACGCACCUCAAGGUGCUGACCAUCGAAGAAAAGCCGUUCGUUUACGUUCGGGAAUUACCCGAUAACGAGGAUAAAUGUCUGCCUGAAGAGAUUGUAUGUCCGCACUUCAAUAUGACGGACGAUAAACAAAUGUUUUGUUGCAAAGGAUACUGCGUGGAUUUAUUGAAAGAACUGGCGAAAACAAUUAACUUCACGUAUAGCUUAGCUCUGUCGCCGGAUGGUCAGUUUGGCAGCUACAUGAUCAAAAACACUUCGGUCGGAGGAAAAAAAGAAUGGACGGGUCUUAUUGGCGAGAUAGUCAACGAACGGGCGGACAUGAUCGUCGCACCGUUAACGAUCAAUCCUGAACGUGCCGAGUUUAUCGAGUUCAGUAAGCCGUUCAAGUAUCAGGGCAUCACUAUCCUCGAGAAGAAGCCCUCGAGGUCUUCCACUCUGGUCUCUUUCUUGCAACCGUUCAGCAACACUCUUUGGAUCCUCGUGAUGGUAUCGGUGCACGUAGUGGCGCUGGUUUUGUAUCUGCUCGAUCGGUUUUCGCCCUUUGGCAGAUUCAAACUGGCCAACACCGACGGCACGGAGGAAGACGCUCUCAAUCUAUCCAGUGCUAUCUGGUUCGCUUGGGGUGUAUUGUUGAACAGUGGUAUAGGAGAAGGCACUCCACGGAGUUUUUCCGCGCGCGUGCUGGGAAUGGUGUGGGCCGGAUUCGCUAUGAUCAUCGUAGCAUCGUACACCGCUAACUUGGCGGCGUUCCUCGUGUUGGAGCGACCAAAAACUAAGCUCACCGGCAUUAACGAUGCUCGACUCAGAAACACGAUGGAGAAUUUGACAUGCGCGACUGUGAAGGGGUCCGCCGUGGACAUGUAUUUCAGACGUCAGGUGGAACUGUCCAAUAUGUAUCGUACAAUGGAGGCGAAUAAUUACGACACUGCCGAAGACGCGAUUCGCGACAUUAAAAUUGGGAAGUUAAUGGCGUUCAUUUGGGAUAGCUCGCGACUAGAAUUCGAGGCGGCCCAAGAUUGCGAGUUGGUGACGGCUGGCGAAUUAUUCGGCCGUUCGGGUUACGGAAUCGGUUUGCAAAAAGGAUCGCCUUGGGCGGACGCUGUGACAUUGGCGAUUUUAGACUUUCACGAAAGUGGUUUUAUGGAGAGCCUCGACAAUCUUUGGAUCUUGCAAGGCAACAUACAACAAUGCGAGCAAUUUGAGAAGAUGCCUAACACCCUUGGCCUAGAAAACAUGGCAGGGGUGUUCAUCGUCGUCGGUGUUGGUAUCGGCGGUGGAGUUGCACUAAUUAUAAUCGAAAUGGCAUAUAAGAAACACCAAAUACGCAAACAAAGGAAGAUGGAACUAGCGAGACACGCGGCGGACAAGUGGCGAGGAAUGAUUGAGAAACGGAAAACCUUGCGGGCAUCGAUAAGCACGCAGCGGAGGAUUCAGAGUAACGGUCUGAACGAUCCUGCGACGGUGAGCCUGGCGGUCGACACGGUCGCCAGGUCGAACAUGGGCUCGCGUAGUCCGGGUCGCGCCUGGCCCGGCGACAGCGACCUGAGACAACGGCCAAUCUCCCGUUCCGACGACAUCCGAUUGUCGCCCGCUGCCUACACUGCCGAUGUGUCGCAUCUCAUAGUCUAAUCUUACGUUGAUUUGUAGUUUUUUACCGAAUAAGAAGUUUCGCCGACUGUUCCUAAUAGAUCGAUUACACAGCAGGGGAUGAAAAUCAUUCCAAUAUCCUUCCUCGCAUAGCGAAAUACGAUCCGCAUUAAUAUAGUCGGUAAAUAACUUUGGGAUAUAUUUAAGAUGAUUAAUCGUCCGCUUGUUAGAUGUUUAUAGAAAAUUGCGAUGGACUAUCUUAAAGAUAUCUCUGAUAUUUAUUGAAUCGUUGCAGAUGUAAUAUUUGUUCUAUGUGAAAUGAUUUAACGAGGAAACACAAAUUGUAUGUAAUUGAAAAUUUCAAUAAUGUUUAAAUAACGUUAGUCAAAUUUAUGUGAGUGUCUCAAUCGUCUUACUGUUAAAAUAUGAAGAUGUUUUCUUAAAUAGAUUAUUGAUUCACCUUAUUUGCUACGAGAAAGAGAACUAUUGUGCUUGUAUAUACAUUUAUUAUGAAUCUAUCACUUUGUCGAUUAUAAGGAUAUGUUAAAAAUAUGAUUGAUCUGUUCCACUGAUGAGGAAUAAAUACCGCAUACUUUUCAA